AUGACAGUCAAAGAAGGAUCAGCUACGGUCAAAUUGCCUGAAGGCGUUUUCUACAAUCCUGUUCAAGAGUUUAACCGGGAUCUCACGAUAGCUGUAAUAAAACAGUUUUCAAAAAUACAUUUGCAAGAAUUUAUUAACAAAACCACAAAGACAGCAGGUGAUACUCAACCAAAAUCAGUUAAUUAUUCCGGACUGUCAAUUCUGGAAGCCCUGGGGGCAUCUGGUCUUCGAUCUGUCCGAUUUGCAAAUGAAAUUCCAAUGCUCCAUAAAAUCGUAACGAAUGACCUGGAUCCAGAAGCGGCCAAAUUGAUAAGUGAAAACGCCAAACUGAAUGGAGUUGAGGAUAUUAUCAGACCAUCUUGUUCCGAUGCUGUCAAGUUAAUGCACGAUGCUGUCAAAGACAAGUUUAACGUUGUGGAUAUCGAUCCUUAUGGUACAGCCAGUCCUUUCCUUGAUUCUGCCGUCCAGUGUCUCUUCAAUGGCGGUCUUCUCUGUGUCACUUGCACUGACAUGGCUGUUUUAUGUGGAAGUGCUCCUGGUACAGCCUAUGGGAAGUACGGAGGAGUGGCCAUCAAGAUGACUGCUCAACACGAACAGGGACUACGAUUACUUCUGCAUGCAAUUCAACAGGCAGCAAGUCGUCAUGACAAAGUCAUUGAGCCCCUGCUCUCGCUCUCUAUCGAUUUCUACGCUCGAGUAUUUGUAAGGGUACGGUCUAGCGCUUCGGGUGUUAAACACAUUGCAUCUCGACUUGCUAUUGUCUACUCUUGCACUGGUUGCCAAGUGAGUGCUUUUUCCACUUCCUGA
Messenger RNA from Rodentolepis nana, 807 nucleotides. The record is from the annotation of a GenBank genome assembly. NCBI's taxonomy places the organism in Eukaryota, Metazoa, Platyhelminthes, Cestoda, Cyclophyllidea, Hymenolepididae.